Molecule: messenger RNA, 5202 nt
Organism: Callorhinchus milii (elephant shark)
Lineage: Eukaryota; Metazoa; Chordata; Chondrichthyes; Chimaeriformes; Callorhinchidae
Gene: dapk1
Product: death-associated protein kinase 1
Exons: 24
Coding region: 395-4258 (1287 amino acids)
Biological process (GO): positive regulation of canonical NF-kappaB signal transduction; protein phosphorylation; MyD88-dependent toll-like receptor signaling pathway
Molecular function (GO): ATP binding; TIR domain binding; protein kinase activity
Source: RefSeq, a predicted model, not a curated record
CUUCUCUUUACCUGUUUUCAGUGGGCAGUUUGCAAUAGUGAAAAAAUGCACCGAGAAAAGCACGGGAGUGGAGUACGCAGCAAAAUUCAUCAAAAAACGACGCUCCAGGUCCAGCCGGCGAGGAGUGAGCCGUGAAGACAUUGAGCGAGAGGUCAACAUCUUGAAGGAGAUACAGCAUCCAAAUAUAAUCACCUUGCAUGACGUUUAUGAGAAUAAAACAGAUGUCAUUCUCAUUCUUGAACUGGUAUCUGGAGGUGAGCUGUUUGACUUUCUGGCUGAGAAAGAGUCCUUGACCGAGGAGGAAGCCACUGAAUUCCUGAAGCAGAUCCUCAGUGGAGUCCAGUACCUUCAUUCCAAGUGCAUCGCCCACUUUGAUCUCAAGCCUGAAAACAUCAUGCUACUGGAUAAAGAUUCUGCCAGUCCACGGAUUAAACUCAUUGACUUCGGCCUGGCUCAUCAAAUAGAUUUUGGGAAUGAAUUCAAAAACAUCUUUGGAACUCCAGAGUUUGUAGCUCCAGAAAUUGUGAACUAUGAACCUCUCGGGCUGGAGGCUGAUAUGUGGAGUAUUGGUGUCAUAACCUACAUUCUUUUGAGUGGUGCCUCACCUUUCCUGGAUGAGACUAAGCAAGAAACCUUGGCCAAUGUUUCAGCUGUGAACUAUAGUUUUGAUGAGGAGUUUUUCAGGAACACCAGCGGGCUGGCGAAGGACUUCAUCCGGAAACUCCUUGUGAAAGAUCCUAAAAGACGAAUGACUAUUCAAGAUAGUUUCCACCAUCCAUGGAUCAAGCCAAAGGACACUCAGCAAGCUCUCAGCAGAAAAGCCUCCGCUGUGAACAUGGAGAAGUUCAAGAAAUUUGCAGCCCGCAAGAAAUGGAAGCAAUCAGUACGUUUAAUAUCUCUGUGCCAACGACUAUCGAGAUCAUUCCUUUCCCGAAGUAACAUGAGCGUUGCCAGGAGUGAGGACACUUUGGAUGAAGAAGAUUCUUUUGUAAUGAAGGCGAUUAUUCACGCCAUCAAUGACGACAAUGUUCCUGGUUUACAACAUCUCCUCGGAUCCCUUGCCAAUUACGACAUAAACCAAGUUAACAAGCAUGGCACCCCCCCCUUGUUGGUUGCAGCCGGUUGUGGAAACAUCCAGAUUCUUAACUUGCUUAUCAAGAAGGGAGCAAGGAUCAACUUACAAGACAAGUCUGGCUCAAAUGCAGUUUAUUGGGCAGCAAGGCAUGGCCACACAGAGACCUUGAAGUUCUUGCAUGAGAAAGAAUGUCCUCUGAAUGUGCAAGACAAGUCCGGAGAGACAGCCCUGCACGUAGCAGCCCGCUACGGCAAUAUGGAAGUGGUGCAGUAUCUCUGCACCAUCGGAGCCAAUCCAAACCUUCAAGACAGGGACCAAGAAACCCCUUUGCACUGUGCGGCGUGGCACGGCUAUUACACCGUAGCCAAAGUGCUUUGUGAAACCGGCUGCAACAUUUAUGUUAAAAACAAGGAAGGAGAGGCUCCCCUCCUGAGUGCAGCGGCCAGAGGUUAUGUGGACAUCGUGGAAUGUUUGAUGGAACACGGUGCCAACAUGGAUGACGUCGACACGGACGGUCACACAGCCCUGCAUCUAGCAGUUCGGAGGUGUCAAAUCGAUGUAGUGAGGUACCUUCUAAGUCAAGGAUGCUUCAUGGAUGCACAAGAUCGACUGGGAAAUACUGCUCUCCACGUGGCUUGCAAAGAUGGCAACAUGGCUAUUGUUAUGGCUCUCUGUGAUGCUAAUUGCAGCCUUGAUGUGCCUAAUAAGUAUGGACGAACACCUUUACACCUUGCUGCUAAUAUCGGGAGCCUUGAUGUCAUCCGCCACCUCUGCCUUGCUGGUGCUAUUGUGGAAGCUGUUAGUUUAGAUGGGAGAACGGCAGAAGAUCUCGCCAGAACCGAGCAGCACGAACAGGUUGCCAACCUACUUGCCAGGCUUAAAAAGGAUACGCACAGAGGAAUCUUCAUUCAGCAGCUCAGGCCGACUCAGAACUCCCAGCUCCGAAUAAAACUCAAGCUGUUCGGACACACAGGGUCAGGGAAGACCACACUCAUCGAAUCUCUCAAGUGCGGGCUACUGCGAAGCUUCUUCAAGAGACGCAGGCCUCGUCUCUCAUCCACCAACUCGACUCGCUAUCCACCCUCCCCUUCAUCGUCAAAACCAUCAGUUUCAGUGAGUAUUACGAAUUUGUACCCUGGCUGUGAGAACGUCAGUGUGAGGUGCCGGAGCAUGAUGUUCGAACCGAGCCUCACCAAAGGCAUGCUGGAAGCAUUCGUUUCACCCUCUCACAAUAACCACUCUACCAUUGAUGAUCAGUCCACCAAAGCUGUCGACAUCCAACAUGCCAACGUGAACGGAGUUGGUGAUUUCAACAUCUGGGAGUUCUCUGGCAAUCCAGUCUACUACUGCUGUUAUGAUUACUUUGCUGUGAAUGAUCCCACUGCUGUCCACAUGGUGCUGUUCAGUCUCGAGGAACCGUACGAAACGCAACUGAAUCAAGUGACCUUUUGGCUCAAUUUCCUGAAAUCUCUGAUCCCGGCUGGGGAACCCAUAGCCUUCGGUGGGAAGCUGAAGAAUCCUUUGCAGGUGGUUCUUGUUGCCACACAUGCAGACAUUGUGAACUGCCCUCGAACCUUUGGAGGGGAGUUUGCAUACGACAAAGAUCUCUCACUUCUGAAGGAAAUCCGCAGUCGGUUUGGAAACGACAUGCAUAUCUCUGACCGACUGUUCGUGCUGGACGUGGGGGCGUCCGGAUCCAAAGAUAUGAAGCUACUACGGACUUACCUGCUGGAAUUAAGAUAUUGGAUUAUUUCCGCUUGUCCACCCAUGACGUUCCUUUGUGAGAAAAUCAUCUCCAUUCUGCCUUCCUGGAGGAAACGGAAUGGGCCAAACCAGUUCAUGUCGUGGCAGCAGUUUGUUUACGACGUGCAGGACCGAAUCAACCCCUUGGUGAGCGAGGAAGAUCUGAGGGAGUUGGCGCAGCAGCUGCACAGCAUGGGAGAGAUCAAUAUUUUACAAAGUGAAACAAUCCAAGAUGUGGUGUUGCUGGAUCCUCGGUGGCUGUGCACCUACGUGCUGGGAAGGCUUCUGUCCAAUGAAAAUCAAAAGGCUUUGCACCACUACAGAGGCCGAUACACAAUCGAUGACAUCCAGCACCUGGUGUUGGAAAACGAUGUGGAGGAGCUAUUACAGAUUCUGGAUGCCAUGGAUAUCUGUGCUCGGGAUCUGACCAGUGGUUCAAUGGUUGAUAUCCCUGCUUUAAUUAAAGUGGACAGUCUACACCGCUCCUGGACUGAAGAAGAGGAUGAAAUGUUGGUUUACGGAGGAGUCCGGUUUGUUCCCGUUGAAUAUCAUACCCCAUUCCCUUGUGGUAUUUUCCACAAAGUCCAGGUGAACCUUUGUCGGUGGAUACAUCAGCAGAACUCUGAGGGAGAGAUGGAUAUAAGGUUAUGGACGAACGGAUCAAAAAUAUCCAACAAAGGGACCGAAGUCUUAGUGUUGCUGGUCAACCACGGACAAGGUGUGGAGGUACAAGUCAGAGGGCCAGAGGUCGAAAAAAUAAGGUGUUAUAUGUUUCUGGAUUCUAUUUGUAGCGUGAUAGAUAAUCUGAUGGCGACUACCUUGCCUGGACUUCUGGCUGUGAAGCAUUACUUGAGCCCCCAACAGCUCAGGGAACGCAGUGAACCUAUUAUGGUUUACCAGCCCAGAGACUUCUUUCGUGCUCAAGUGCACAGAGAGACAUCUUUGACCAAUGCUAUGGGUGGCUACAAAGAGAGUUUCAGCAGUAUCCUCUGCUUUGGUUGCCAUGAUAUCUACUCCCAGGGAAGUCUAGGUAUGGAUAUCCCUGUGUCAGAACUGAACAAUCUUGCCAGACGAAAACUUAUCCGCCUUCUUGACCCACCGGAUCCUAUGGGUAAGGACUGGUGCCUACUGGCUACUAAUUUAGGCCUUGUUGAUCUUGUUGCAAAGCUCAAUGUGCAGAAUGGGACUUCAAGAGAAGGUAAACUUCCUGCGAGUCCGAUGGAUACUCUUUUAAAUGAAUGGGCAGCUUUACCAGAGAGUAAUGUUGGACUUUUAAUGUCAAAACUGAGGGGUCUCGGUCGUCGAGAUGCUGCAGAUUUUCUUUUAAAGGCCUCGGCCAUUUUCAAAGUUAACUUAGAUACCAAUGGACAUGAAACCUACGCAUCUAUUUGCAAUGGAGGAACAUCUUACAAUUCAAUCAGCUCCGUAGUUUCGAGGUAAAAAGAAUGAAUCCUGUUAAAGUUGGUUAAAGAGGUGCAAUGUUACUUGUGUUCCCUCUGUCUCUCGACAGGGAGGCAAUACUCGAAUUUUAUGCUGUGAACCUUUCUACUUGCAAGUGAUGAUCUACACUUCUUCAGUACUUAACAAUAUAAAUGUUUUAUCACAUUGGUACAUUCUGCAAAGUUCAGUGUAGUUUGAAUAAAAGUUGCAAUUAUAGAAUUGAAACUGUUUUUACAAAGUGCAUCUGCUUACACAAGAACUGUCCCCGUGUAGAAGCCUGUGGAGAGGUUUUUGUUUUGGACUGCAAGGGAAUCUCUCCUUUCUGUCUGUGUGUAGUUGUGGACAAGAGUUUCAGGAGAUGCUCUCUGCAGGAAAGUGAAUUUUUUUAUAUACAGUAUUUACCUACAUUUUUCCAUCAUCUGACGACCCAUUUAUCUUUUUAAGACUUUCUAUAGUUAAAGGUUGUGGGGGAAAAGGCAAAUGUGCUGAUUGAUAAUAAAAUGUGUAAAUGUCAACAACCAAAUGUGAGUGCCUUUUCAGGAAAGGUUUCCUGAUGUAAGUAGACCAAUACUUGUUAAACCUUUUACCUAGGAAUCUUCUACCUCCCCAUUACUCUUCUCUGAGUAACAUUAUACCAUAUAAAGCAUUUGUACAUUUUGUUUUGUAUCGGCUAAAUUUUUCCAUUUCAGUCAAAUUGUCCUGAUAAUGAAGUGGUGUACCCACAGCUUAAAAGGGAACAAGAUAAUGUGGUAGUUUCAUGUGCAUUGACAAUAAAAGUGAUGUAUAUUAAAAUUUAACUAUUGGAAAAUUUUCCAUGUUUGAUCUAUUUAUAUUUGCUCUUAUGGGGGGAAAAAUGCAUGUAAUUUUAAUGUUGCAAGUUGUACACUUGGAAACUUUUUAGUGUAGUGGAAUAAACAUGAAGCGUUUUUAAUAAAGUUUACUUA